Messenger RNA from Coccinella septempunctata (seven-spotted ladybird), 2313 nucleotides. Its product is annotated as growth/differentiation factor 8-like. Gene Ontology annotation, cellular component: extracellular region. The transcript is spliced from 4 exons. Gene Ontology annotation, biological process: SMAD protein signal transduction; BMP signaling pathway. Gene Ontology annotation, molecular function: growth factor activity; cytokine activity. Bases 726 to 1979 code for a protein of 417 amino acids. The record is from RefSeq and is a predicted model, not a curated record. NCBI's taxonomy places the organism in Eukaryota, Metazoa, Arthropoda, Insecta, Coleoptera, Coccinellidae.
AAAUCUUGUGCCACUACAUCGACAAAAAUGAGAUAUUUUUCACAUGUGUCCCCAUGAACAAACGCAGUAGGUACGUAAUUUCAAACGAUUUAUAAUUGAAAUUACUUGAUAGUUUUAAUGAGUAAUUUGUUGUGAAAGAUUCCGGUAUCUCAUACAGUCUACCAGUAAUUUUUGAAUUCUUCGAAGUUGAUUGGAAACCCAUCUGGAUCGAAGUAGUGUUUUCCGUGUUCGUUGAUAUGAAACAUUGGACUCACUUUCGAUUUCAUAUCGAAAAGCUCGUGGCAAGAGCAUGAGAACAUUAAUUUGUUUGCUUAUUGCAUCUCCGAACAGAAAUAUAUGAUAAUAAUUAAUCAUAACUAGUACUCCAACGAGAUUUGUUUUCAUGUUCUUGAAUUCCUUUGGUAUCUACUCAUUCACACGAUAAGAGAAAGUGUAUGAAGAUAAGACCUGAGCAUUGCGUUCAAUUUAUUCUGAGGUGUUCUAACAAGAAUCGAGGUGAGAGGUUAAAGGCAUCCAUCCAUUUGAGAAUAAAUGUGAAUCAUUUUUUAUUCUGAAUACAGUACUAUUAUAUCUAUAACAUAAAUAAAAGGCAUGAGUUCCGAUAGAAAUAUGAGAUCAAGGUUCAGCUCUAUCAUCCGGCGAAGAAAUGCUUCACGAGAGUGGGGCAUUCUAGCCUUUCGUUCAUUUUAAAAGUCUGUAUGUGAGAAAAUUUUCACUCAUCGACAAUGCUCAACAAGUUCAAAUUUGGUCUAGGUUUGCAAGGCGCAAUGAUUUUUUUCGCAGUAUUCGUGAUUAUUCUAUUUUCGCUGCCUUCGGUCAUUGCGGAAAAACGUGAUAUAAAGUCAAUAAUGAUGGAGUUUCUCGGUUACAAAACUCCUUCUCGGGACUUUUCCAGUGAAAGUGAUUACGAUAAUGACAUAUUUGACCAGCCUUCCUCUGAUAAAUACAUAAAAAUGGUCAAUUUGGAGAAGGAAGUGACAGCUAUGAGAAUAGAGUAUAUUAAAUACCAAAUCCUGAAAAAGUUGCGCCUCAAAGAGAAGCCUCAGAUAUCACAAAAAGACCUUCAAAAGACCAAGGAGUACGCCAAUUUACUUCCCAACCAAGAGGAUCAUUUUCAAAGCCCCUACGAUGACGAUUUUUAUGGAAAAACUACACAGGCAGUUAUCUUUCCUUAUGAAGAUACUACCAGUUGUUCAAGAAAUACGAGAUUCCCAUCAGCUUGCUUACCAUUUCAGAUGCCAAGUGAUAUUUUUCCAUCAGAUGUUAGCUCCGCUGAGCUAAGGUUUUAUAAGGAGGCAGACGAUUUUGACUCUCACAAUCAGACCUUCGUCAUAUCUGAAAUAACACAUUGGGACGCAAAAAAAAGUUUUCAGAAAAACAGACCGAUAGCUAUUCAAGAAACCAGUUCAACAGAAAAUUGGUUGACCAUCGAUGUCACUUACGUGGUCAAAAACUGGUUAGAAUAUAAAUAUUCGUUGACGCAUGCUAUACACAUAACUUGUAAAACUUGUGGUAUGGAUAAAAAUCGGUCGCCGAUUUCUUUUCACACGAAACUGAAGCCUUUUCUUAUUAUUUAUACCCAUUCACAACACAGAAGGAUUAUGAAACAUAGAAGAGCUAGAAGGUCUUCAGAUUGCACUUUAAAUUCAAAAGAAUGCUGUAGGGAAAGACUACUAGUCUCUUUCGCUGAUAUUGGAUGGGAUAACUGGAUAAUUAUGCCUAAAGAAUACAAUGCUUAUUUCUGUAGAGGAUCUUGUACUGCCCCCUCUGCCCUUACUCUAAGUUCAUCGCAACAUAAUGGAUUAUUACAGAAAUUAAUCAAUGGCAAAAGGUUCAAGAAUAGACCAGGACCAGAGUUCACUAUGUGCUGCUCUGCUACCCAAUUCUCCCCUUUAAAGCUCGUUUAUAUGGACAACAACAAGACCCUUACAACGAAAGUACUAUCUAAUAUGAUAGUUGACAGUUGUGGCUGCAUGUAAUUUGAAAACAUAAAACAGUAUUUCAAUAAUUUGAAAGCUAGCUACUAUGAUGUAAGAGGUUCCAAUUGCAGUUUGAUUUUCGUCUGAAGACAUAAAUUGACAGAAACUGUAAAUUAUUCUAUAUAAGUCAGUAACAUCUUUAUGAUGAUAAAGUUUAUUCGUUUCAGAAUACUGCUCUUGUUCUGCAAUAUUUAUUAUAUUUGUUAUUUAUUGUACUAUUAUUUAUGUGUGGGAUAACGAUCAGCUAACCUACUCUAUUCUUUUAUUAUUUAUUAUGAUUUGUAUUACACCGAAAGCAUCAUUUUUUCCAUAUAAAUAUAUUUGAUAUUCAAAA